GACAUUUGGUUGGCACUAUUCCAACCAAAUGAUCCUUGGUCCUAGGAACCAACCAAUCACCAAGCACCGCACUAUGUGGUUGCUUGCCUUCCAAGCAAUCUCUCUCAUUGGUCCACAUUGUGGCCAAUCGGAGAGCACCACACUUUGUGGUUGCUUGCCCUACAAGCAACCUCUCCCAUUGGUCCACUUUAUGGCCAAUAGGAGAGCUUCCCUUCCAACUCUUCCUUGCUCUUUGUUUUGUACAAAAGAGCCUCUUGGCUCCCUACUCAAUUCAAUCUUUUCUCUUCCAAGCUAGUUCCUUCAUUCACAACCUCCCCUCCUCUCUCCCACACAUGUGCUGAGAAGGUGUGAUCCUGGUGCAGUUUCUGCAGCUGACGGGUCUGUUCCAGUAUGCCAUACGGCAGGCGGCAGAGAGAUUUGAAGCGCCACCCCCCCCCCCCCCCCUCCCCACACUUUACCCCCCCUUACCCUCCCCAAUUUCCUCUCCGUCGCGCUCACAGGUGUGGUUCUUAUCCAAUGUCUGCAGCUGACCAGCACGCCCUACGGCAGGCAGCGGAGAGCAAGAUUUACUUCACCACGGUGGAGCAAAGAAUCGCCUCACACGCUCCCCGCCUCGUCCCCACACAUGUGCAGGAGUGAUUCUGGUGCAAUGCUUACAGCUCACAGGUCUCUUCCAGUACGCCAUACGGCAGGCAGCAGAGAGCGAGAACUACUUCACCUCGGUGGAGCGAAUCCACGCCUUCAUGCAGCUGCCCCCCGAGGCCAACCACCUCUCGCCACCUGGCGCUCUGCCGCCCGACUGGCCGCAGAAGGGGCGAAUAGAGUUCCGCCACGUGUGCAUGGCGUAUCGGGAGGACCUACCGUAUGCACUGAAUGAUCUCACCUUCACUGUGAACGGGGGCGAGAUGGUGGGCAUACUGGGGCGAACAGGCUCGGGCAAGUCCAGCCUGGCAGCCGUGCUCUUCCGAUUGGUGGAGAACAGUCGCAGCCGCGGCCACGUCAGCAUCGAUGGGUUGGAUCUCAGAGACGUGGGGCUGGACGACCUCAGACAGCGACUCUCCAUCAUACCCCAGGACCCUGUGCUCUUCCAGGGCUGUGUGCGGCAGAACCUGGACCCAUUUGGCCGCUACUCCGAUGCCGACAUGGUGGAUGCGCUCAGACGGGCCCAUCUCGCUCCCAGUUCUCAUGCCACACCCUCAGCAGCAGCAGCAGCAGGAGCAGUAGAAACCCCUCCUGCUCUGGGCAGCGGGAAAGCAGAUGAGGAAUGCAGGACUAACGGUGCAGGUGACGGAAACGCGGGUGAGCAUGACUCGUCCGCAUUGCUCAAUGGAUCCCCGCCCGAUGCUGCCUCGGCUGCAGCCACAAGGCUCCGUCCAGUGACUCUGGAUAUGGAGGUGUCUGAAAACGGGGAGAAUUUCAGUGUGGGUCAGCGGCAGCUGCUGUGUCUGGCCCGUGCCUUGCUGCGCCAAUCCCGAGUGGUGGUGCUAGAUGAAGCAACUGCAGCUGUUGAUGGUGAGACCGAUGCUCUCGUGCAAGCCACUGUGAGGGAACAAUUCGGUGUUAAUGGCAUGCGAGCUACAGUGUUGACUAUAGCGCAUCGCAUUGAUACGGUUAUUGAUGCAGAUAGGGUGUUGGUGCUUGCUCCUGGAGGAAGGGUUGCAGAGUUUGAUACUCCGGCCCAUUUGUUGCGGCAAGGGUUGGAUGAACGCGGCAUGAGAAGGGGAGAAGGGGGGUCAGUGUUUGCCAGUAUGGUCGAAAAUGCUGGGGUUGUGGUAGCAGCUAAGCUUUAUGGGGCAGCCAUGGAGGCCGAGAGUAGGAACAUGCAAAAUCGAGAGUAGCUUGUUACAUUGAUGCCCUAGUUAUUAUGAAUAGGUAUAAGGCCCCUCCAUUGCUUACAUUCAUAGAAAACUUAAAAUAGUCUCACACCCUCCAUGAUCAGCAGAAGCGAUGUUUUUCGGCCUUACUAUACCAACGCGAAUACACUAUUUGUAGCCGU
Molecule: messenger RNA, 1996 nt
Organism: Closterium sp. NIES-67
Lineage: Eukaryota; Viridiplantae; Streptophyta; Zygnematophyceae; Desmidiales; Closteriaceae
Source: the annotation of a GenBank genome assembly